AUGGAAUCCCUAAAGAGCGGUUCGGCCAUCAUCACCUGGCAAAGAUACAUCGAUGGCCGAAAUUCAGAGUUUAAGAUGAAAGUAGAAACAAGGCUAUGCUCCACUAGGACACAAGAUCUAGGAGAGACAGAUGGUCUCAAUAUAUCAAAGAAAGACACAACAAAAAAUAAAACAAUUAACGCUGCCAUGAAUCAAGCAGAAGCUCCAUCAAGCUGUCGGGAUCCUCCUACUUUGCAAAUACCCUCCGAUAAAAAUAGGAAGAGAGACGACACGUUUUCGCAAGGAUAG
Messenger RNA from Nezara viridula (southern green stink bug), 288 nucleotides. NCBI's taxonomy places the organism in Eukaryota, Metazoa, Arthropoda, Insecta, Hemiptera, Pentatomidae. The record is from the annotation of a GenBank genome assembly.